Messenger RNA from Chlorella variabilis, 168 nucleotides. RefSeq lists its product as hypothetical. Lineage: Eukaryota; Viridiplantae; Chlorophyta; Trebouxiophyceae; Chlorellales; Chlorellaceae. The record is from RefSeq and is a predicted model, not a curated record. The coding region runs from base 1 to 168 and encodes 55 amino acids. Gene Ontology annotation, biological process: protein homooligomerization. The transcript has 3 exons.
AUGCGGGAUGCUGAGGGCAAUGUCUUCAUUGACAGGGAUCCGCGAUGGUUCCAAACGGUGCUCAACUUCCUGCGCGAUUCGUGGGUUCCGCUGCCGCCCACCAUACACGAGCGGCAGCAGCUGUAUCAGGAGGCGCAGUUCUACAUGCUGGAGUUGUUGCCGAGCUAA